AUGCGUCUGUAUCUCGCUUUGCACGUGGCCGCGGCCAUGUUGCUCGCCACGAACUCCGUUGGGGCUGGAGCUCCCGACUCGUUCAUGCAGGAGAAAGCUACAGCUCACAUUGAUGCGUUGUCUCGCAGAUUGGGAGUUGAGGCCGACGUUGCGGGUGAACUUGGGACGAGCCCCCAGCGCGCUGCCGAGCAGUCGACUGCAUCUGCUGUUGCUCCGACCAGAAGCACAAACAGAGAGGUAAGCUCUCGCUCGAAGCAAACGCAGGCUGCAAAGUCCUCGACCGGGACUCCGACCACCUCGAGCCUCUGCGCCAAACCUCGCGUCGUCGUCACGGAAGUGGAUGUGGGUGUCGUCAUUGACAGCAACGAAGACGAAGCUGCGCUCAAGCUCGUGGCCAUCGCCGCAUUGCCGUCGGGUGGAUCGCGCAUCGCCUUCCACAGCGGCGAUGGCACUGUCAUUGUGCGCGAAUUGGACGCCAAAGAUCAGCUCGUGAGCAGCAGCGCCGCUGUCGAAGUGCCAAUGCACGACUUUGCCGACAUUCACGCCGACGACAAGGGCUUUGUGCUUCUCGGCACGAGAGACGCCGAAGGAGGCGGCACUCUCAACUGCGGCAAUCCCAGCAACCUGUGUGGCUCUGCCCCUGACCCGGCGGUGCCCUGCUACGACAUGUACUUGGCUCGCUUCGACGGCUCGAGCGAGACGUGGGCCACGAAGCUGACGUCGUCCAGCGCAUCGCUGCCGCCGUACUCGUCUUCCAAGACGGGCAAAGACGUGUACAUGAUCUGGUGGUACGCCCACCACGGCCGCAUCGCUUUCGACGGCACGAACUGGGCCGCGUACUUUGGUGCCGCGAUCUCGACGUCCGAGAACGGCUGCAUCAACAUCCACCAGGGCGACCGCAUGAAAGUCGUGGGUCCGUCAGGCGCCAUCACGGCGCACGAGGACUCGUUCGACUGGGGCUGCUCGCACUCGGCGUACGAGCGCAUCACGUACGACAACCGCACGAACAGCUACGCGACGAUCUGCAAGACGGACAACAACAACCGCAUCAUGCCGCCCAAGGACUGGGCCACGACCAUCUACCCGGUGGACCUCGGUGCCGCCAACCUCGGCGACCUCGUGCCGGACUCGGACCCGUCGAGCAAAAAGUACUGGGCGACAGUCAGCAAUGGCAAAGGUGACAAUGCCAACGUGCAUCUGAUCCACUUUGCCAUGGACGCUGCGGCUAGUCAAGACAUCACAUUGGGGGGCGCGCAGGCCAACGAGCGUGCACCGCACCUGGCGUCCAUUGGGAAAGGCGGCAUGCUGGCCAUGUGGGAAGGCAGCUCGACGGGCGGCGACUUCGCAGAAGGCAGUGAUCGGACGGUGUACGCGCAGGUACUGGAUGCGACGACCGGUAAAGCCAUCAGCGAGACAGUGACGCUGGACAAAUCGGUGGUGGGCAACCGGUACCAGGCGCUGAAGACGUACCCGGACGGCAGCGUGGCGUAUCUGUCGAAGGGUAAGACAAGCACGUCGGUGCAGGUUGUCCGCUUCUUCGGUUGCUAG
This is a messenger RNA of Hyaloperonospora brassicae, 1548 nucleotides long. The record is from the annotation of a GenBank genome assembly. Lineage: Eukaryota; Oomycota; Peronosporomycetes; Peronosporales; Peronosporaceae.